Molecule: messenger RNA, 1023 nt
Organism: Camelina sativa (false flax)
Lineage: Eukaryota; Viridiplantae; Streptophyta; Magnoliopsida; Brassicales; Brassicaceae
Molecular function (GO): zinc ion binding; nucleic acid binding
Source: RefSeq, a predicted model, not a curated record
GUAACCUUUUUCCUUUUCAUUUCCCUAUCAACACAAACUGAAGGAAUGAACCUUCUCAAUUUCUAUUUAUAGACUUGAUUUUUACUCUUUUUCUAAGUUCAUUUCAUUCUGAUAUAUUCCAGUAAAAAAAUGGUGCAACAACAGUCAGAGUCCAAGGAUGAGCUUCUGUUUCAGCAAGUGAGUUACAAUGACGUCGAAGCUAUCAAAUUGCUUCGUCGUGAAGGUGCAGGAUUCGAGGAUGUAGCGUACAUUGUUCCAAUUCCGGAAGAAGACUCUACAGGAACAACGAGCAUGGUAGAAGAUACAACCGGCAACAUGGCCUUUGCGGUUCAGACCAGACUGAGAAACUUAUGCCUAAUUCGUGAGGACAGAGAUAAGAUGCUAUGUGCAAGUUGUGGACGCACUGGUCAUUUGGCUGAGAACUGUUCAUAUGUCCGAUCAAGAGGACAAGCGCAGGAUAAAACCAAAGGUUAGGAUUACAAAAAUAAAAUAAGAAGGCAUUCGAUGGUUGUUUUAUGAUAGUGGUAUUUUUAGGGUCAACAAAUUUAUCUUGUUGAUUCUAUAAGAUACUAACUGUUUAGAAAAUACUGCCAUUUGCAUUGGAUCGACCCUCACUGCACCCCGUCCUUUGCUUAUCUUCCAUCCCUUGGUUAACUUCCGUGGUAGUGAGACCUUCCGCAGAACAAGCUCUCUCAAUCUUGGGGUCGUGGAGUUUCUCUUGAUUUUUUUUCUCUUCGUAAGGUCGUGCUCGGACUGAAGAACAUGCUCGUGGAACCUGCUCUGGUACCACGGGUGUCUGCCUCAGUCAAUGUCAUGGUCAGUGACAAUGAUUGUGUUGGGCUCAGCGGACUUAGUGACACCAAUGACUACUAUAUAUUUCAUCUAAUAUAUAUAUUUUUUUUUUGGGAAAUACGCUUGUUUAUCAUGUGUUUAUCUUAAGUUCACACUAAAACAGACAAUACAUCUAGAACAAGAAAAGGUUGACAAAAAAAGAAGAUUAAAGUUAAAAAUGUCUUAUAAAUG